Messenger RNA from Pistacia vera, 1531 nucleotides. Its product is annotated as polynucleotide 3'-phosphatase ZDP. Lineage: Eukaryota; Viridiplantae; Streptophyta; Magnoliopsida; Sapindales; Anacardiaceae. Gene Ontology annotation, molecular function: zinc ion binding; polynucleotide 3'-phosphatase activity; double-stranded DNA binding. Gene Ontology annotation, biological process: DNA repair. The transcript has 12 exons. Bases 94 to 1314 code for a protein of 406 amino acids. The record is from RefSeq and is a predicted model, not a curated record.
CUUUAACUUCGCUCGGUAACUGAAAUUAUGGCGGGAAACAAUUCUUGAGAACUCUCAGUUAUCUCCGCAACACUAAAACGAUCUCCUUCCUUUAUGUUUACUCUCUCCACUUUCCGUGCACCCUGCUGUAACCCUAUCAUUGUCCAACACUUGUUUACUCUCAGUUGUUUCUGUUUCCAUAAAACACAAAAUUACUUCCGCUGUUUCUGCUUCCAAAAACAACUGCAACUACCACUGCAAUCAAUGGCGCCUUCAGUCGUGGCGGAGUACGCGAAAUCGAACCGGUCGGCGUGCAAGAAGUGCUCAGAAAAGAUUGCGGCCCAGGCCUUGAGAUUGGGGUCGGUCAGCAGAGACUCGCGAGGGUUUGACUUGACCAAAUGGCAUCAUGUGGACUGCUUUCCUUUCGCUUCUGAGCCAAUUGAUUCUGCCGACAGCAUCAAGGGCUUCUCAUCGCUUAAGAGUGGUGAUCAGGAAGCUUUGAAGAAAUUGGUGGUUGAAUGCAAGAAGUCUCCCGAGGAGGUUUCAGGGAGGAGCCAAAACGAAAAUGCGAAGGUUCAGAAAACAAAUGAAGACAAAGAAGAGGUUGAAUUGGAGGAAGGAAAUUCAAAAAGAAUAAAGUUGGAUGUUAAUUUCCUUUCUGCCCUGUUUUCAUGUGAUUCCUUCAAGUUAUCAACUCCUAGUAGGGAAGCUAAUUUGGAAAUACCAUUUUCUGUCUCUGACAUCAAGGAAACCUAUAAGGACGCAAAACUGUUACCAAACUGGAAGGCCUUCCAGACAACCAUAUUUCUUGAAAGGGAUGAUGGUCUUCAUGAUUCAAAGAAAAUUGCAGCAUUUGAUUUUGAUGGAUGUCUUGCCAAAACAUCUGUGAAAAGAGUAGGUGCAGAUGCUUGGUCCCUUAUGUAUCCUUCAAUACCGGACAAGCUGCAGAGUUUGUAUAAUGAUGGCUACAAACUGGUAAUUUUCACCAAUGAAUCUAACAUUGAACGCUGGAAAAACAAAAGACAGACAGCUGUGGAUUCAAAAAUUGGACGCCUUAACAAUUUCAUUAAGCGUGUGAAGGUCCCAAUUCAGGUUUUUAUUGCUUGUGGAUUAAGUAAUUCUGAUGGUAAAGUUGAUCCCUUUCGCAAGCCAAAACCUGGAAUGUGGCAGAUUAUGGAGAAACAUUUCAACUCUGGCAUUCCAAUUGAUAUGGAACAAUCAUUUUACGUUGGUGAUGCUGCUGGUAGAGACAAUGAUCAUAGUGAUGCUGAUAUUAAAUUUGCCCAGGCCAUUGGAUUGAAGUUUUAUGUCCCUGAAGAUUACUUUGUCUCUUAAAAGAGCUUAUGGUUAGCGAUGGAUGUGUAACACGAAUUUUGCUGUUUGUUAUCACUGGAGGUCGCUGAGUGAAUUUCAGUGUGUAUAUAUAUACUUUUUUCAUCCUGGCCUGUGAUGGUUGUAACUGAAAGUUUCCAUUUUGUUUUAUAUAAUAUACAGACUUUAUACCAAGUUUAGCUUCCUCUCUCAUAAUCGUUGUUUGUAUGUGUGUAAAUAG